Alosa alosa (allis shad) is the source of this 8012-nucleotide messenger RNA. It is a transcript of the gene pcdh7a, whose product is annotated as protocadherin 7a. The transcript has 4 exons. Gene Ontology annotation, cellular component: plasma membrane. Lineage: Eukaryota; Metazoa; Chordata; Actinopteri; Clupeiformes; Clupeidae. Gene Ontology annotation, molecular function: calcium ion binding. The record is from RefSeq and is a predicted model, not a curated record. Bases 850 to 4983 code for a protein of 1377 amino acids. Gene Ontology annotation, biological process: homophilic cell-cell adhesion.
AGUGCAGUAGAACGUGCAGGUGAGGGGAGGAGGAGGCGCGUGGACUGAGAAUGCGGGACUUGGAAAAGACGCAUUUAUCCCGGAACACUUCACUGUUGUCUUCACUGGCUCCGCCGGAAUUAUUGUUGUUUGUUUGUUUUUCGUGAUCCUGAGCUCAAACGUACCGUAAAGCGUUUUAUAUUUUUCUGCUCUGAGAACUCCUUUGGAAAAGCACUGUUAUUCAACUUAACCGUGAGGGAAUCUAGCCGCUUGGCACUACUUGACUGCGGGAAAGCUCAAACAUAUUCCUUCCGCUGUGUUAAAAGGUAAGGGGACAACCUGCCGAAAACAUGAUAACAAUCCGUAGUAUAUAAUAUGCUUAAGGAAAUGAGGGGAUUUGCUAGAUAGCCCACUCCAGUGUCCCGAAGCUGAAGUCGCGGACAGUUCCCUUUUGUGUUCUGCUGCAUUGCAGUUUGAAAGACUGAAAACGGAAGACAAACUGGCACUCUGUCGAAUCCAGAUGAAGCCAAACAAGUAAAGAGAAGUGUAUUACAUGAUUUUAUUUACGUCUGUCCUCUAUAAUUACUGUACAUUUCAAAGGACUAAGAGUCAAGUGGAUAUAUUACAGGUAAAUGGAUGGACCUCUCUUCCCUAGAAGGAAUUUUAAUUUCAUUACAUCGCGAACGUGACUGGGAAACUAAAGAACCGUGAAACCCAACAAAGGAAGAACAGUCAGAAAGAUAACUCAGAGGUAUUUUGCUGCUUAUCCAUCACUUCAGUUAUUGUUGGUGGUGUGUAAGGUGACGGCAUCUAUUCCGGGCAAGUGGAAACUGCAGCGGGAGAGACGGUACGAGAGGGAAAGAGAGAGCCAUGAGGAGCAGGAGCCUUGGCGCAGUGCUCUCCGCGCGCUGCUGCUGCUACCUCGUGCUCCUCCUGCAGCUGCUGACUCAGCUACCGCGAGUCAACUCAGCGCUGCGAUACCGCGUGGCAGAAGAGGGGCCCCCUGAUGUGCGGAUUGGAAACGUUGCAGCAGAUCUGGGUUUAUCCUCAUCUGGUAUUGGUACUGGAGACGUGACCUUUGCACUGGAGUCAGGCUCAGAGUACUUCAAAAUUGACAAUGUGACAGGGGAGCUAACAACCACAGUUCGCCGGAUUGACCGUGAGCGCCUGCCACAGUGUCAGAUGAUUUUUGAUGAGAAUGAGUGCUUCUUGGAUUUUGAGGUGUCUGUUAUUGGCCCAUUGCAAAGCUGGGUGGACCUGUUUGAGGGUCGUGUAGUCAUCACUGACAUCAAUGACAACACCCCCUCGUUUCCCUCCCCUGUCCUUACCCUGUCGGUGGAGGAGAACCGGCCGAUUGGCACUCUCUAUCUCCUGCCCACUGCCACAGACCGCGACUUUGGACGCAACGGCAUUGACCGUUAUGAGCUCAUCCAAGAUGGUGCGGGACCCUCAGCUCCAUCCACCUCCUCUUCACUCCGCCGCCCUGGAGGGGGGCCUAUAGGACGAGCAGAUGGCGGGGACCGCAGACGAGGCCCCGACGCCGCCAUGAUGGCGGCGGGAGCUGCCCCAGGCGGAGGAAGUGGCGGGCGAAGCAGCGUGUUUGAGUUGCAGGUAGCUGACACACCUGAUGGUGAGAAGCAGCCUCAGCUCAUUGUCAAAGGCCCUCUGGACCGCGAGGCGCGCGACUCCUACGAGCUCGUGCUGCGUGUGCGGGACGGCGGCAACCCACCGCGCUCCUCGCAGGCUCUCCUCCGCGUGGCCAUCACUGACGUGAACGACAACAGCCCCCGCUUUGACAGGCCUGUGUAUGAGGCCGAGAUGGCCGAAAACACCCCGCCCGGCACACCUGUGCUACAGGUGCGUGCCACAGACCGGGACGUGGGCGUCAACGGCCAGGUGGAGUAUGUGUUUGGUGCGGCCACUGAGUCUGUAAGGCGCCUGCUGCGCCUGGACGAAGCCACCGGCUGGCUCAGUGUCCUCCACCGGAUCGACCGCGAGGAAGUAGUUCAGUUGCGGUUUACAGUCACAGCCCGCGACCGCGGUCAGCCGCCUCGCACCGAUCGCACCACCGUGGUGCUCAACGUCCGUGACGAGAAUGACAACGUGCCCGUAGUGGAGAUCCGCAAGAUUGGACGCAUCCCGGUGCGGGACGGGUCUGCCCUGGUCCCUGAAAACGUCCUGGUGGACACACCGGUGGCCUUGGUGCAGGUGUCUGACCGGGACCAAGGGGAGAAUGGAGCAGUGACAUGCACCGUGGUGGGAGACGUGCCUUUCACCCUCAAGCCAGCGGGGGAGACCGCACUGGCCCCGUUACCCGCCGCAGAUGAGGCCUUUGACAGGAACCGUAAGAAGUACUUCCUGCACACAUCAGCCCUACUUGACUAUGAAACAACACGUGAGUACAGCGUGACCAUUGUUGCCGUGGAUUCGGGGAGUCCCAGCCUCUCCAGUAACAGCUCACUGAUGGUGCGAGUGGUGGAUGUGAACGACCACGCGCCGACCUUCGCUCAGAACCUGAUUGAGGUCCACUUUGCAGAGAACAAUGCCCCAGGUGAGAGGGUGGUCACUGUAGUAGCAGCUGACGCAGACAGCGGCAAAAACGCUGAGAUUGCAUACUCCCUGGACCCCUCUGUUAACGGGGCAUUCUACAUUGAUACCGAUAAUGGGGACAUACGCGCCACGGGGUCACUCGACCGCGAGGUGAGAGAGCGCUAUGAGUUCCGGGUGAUCGCCCGGGACAAGGGCGCCCCAUCUCUGCAGGGCUCAGCCACUGUGGUCGUGCAGGUGACUGACAGAAAUGACAAUGCGCCCAAGUUUGUCCAGGAGGUCUUCACCUUUUACGUCAAGGAGAAUCUGCUGGCCAACAGCCCCGUUGGCAUGGUUACGGUCACAGACGCGGACGAGGGUGAGAACGCAGAGCUGAGCCUGUUUGUGGAGGACGACGAGGCUGAGGCCGAGGAUGGCGAGGCCAGUGGGAGAAGGGACGAGGUCUUCUCCAUCGAGAACAACACCGGCACCAUCUUCUCAUCUGCCUCCUUUGACCGCGAGCGCCGCAACGCUUACACGUUUCGCGUGCGCGCAGUCGAUGGCGGUGACCCCCCUCUCUCAGCCACCGCGACUGUCUCCCUCUUUGUGACGGAUGAAAACGACAACCCCCCCUCCGUCACCGCCCCGUCCAACGAGUCCUACGCCCUCCUGUCCCCUGCCAGCAGCGCCAGGACUGUGGUGCGCACGGUGGACGCUUCUGACAGGGACAUGGGCUCCAACGCUGACCUCCGCUUCACCCUGGUCGGGGGCAACCCAUUCCGCUUGUUCGAGAUUGGCCCCACCAGCGGGGUGAUCACCCUGACGGAGCCCCUGGAGAGACGGCACCGAGGCCUGCACCGGCUGGUCGUGCGGGUUAACGACAGCGGUGUGCCCUCUCUCUGCGCCACUGCCCUGGUGCAUGUCUUCAUCAACGAGAGCCUGGCAAAUGCCACUCUGGUGGACGCUCAGGUGGCACGUAGCCUGGCAGCACCCUUGUCUCUGGACAUUGCGGGAGACCCGGACAGCGAGCGGGCCCUGGGUAAGCAGCGCUUGAGCGUGGCCAUUGGCGUACUGGCAGGGGCGGCCGCCGUCAUCCUGGUCAUCCUGCUGGUGGUGACGGCGCGCCAGUGCGGGGCCCAGGGUAAGAACGGCUACGAGGCUGGCAAGCCCGAGGAGGACCUGUUCAGCCCGCCGGCCUCGGCCCAGUCGCAGGCCGACAAGCGUGGCGGCUGUGGCACCGCGGAGCGCGGACGCAAGCCCCGGCGGGACAAGCGCUCCACGGGCACCUCCGCCAAGUCCGAGCGCUCGCUCUACAGCGGCAUCGUGACGGUCAAUGGCUGCGGUGGCGGCGGAGCUCGGCAUGACGACGAUGACGACGAGGAGGACAGCGCCAGCGCCAGUGAGCGCAUCGCCGCACGCUACUGUGCUGCCGCCGGAGACCCCAGCAGCCCACGCCUGGGCACAGCGCGCCGACACCACCACCAGUCCAGCCCGGACCUGGCACGCCACUACAAGUCCAGCUCCCCGCUGCCCGCCGUCCACCUGCAGCCACACUCGCCGCCCAUCGAGGGCAAGAAGCACCAGGCCGUCCAGGACCUGCCACCCACCAACACCUUCACAGGUAGCAACGGGGCCAGUACAGGCAGUGCCAACGCUGACGCCAUGUCGCUGGGUUCAGACCAAUGCUCUGACUAUGGCUGCCAGACAGCAAGCAAGUACGGCAAACAGCAGACGCUGCGGCGCGUUACCUUCUCGGUGGUGAGCCAGCCCCAGGACCCAGGCUGCUACGACAGCGGCCUGGAGGACUCAGAGACGCCCAGCAGCAAGAGCUCGUCGGGGCCACGGCUGGGGGCACUGCCUCUGCCAGAGGAUGGCUACGAGAGGACCACUCCAGAGGGCAGUGUGGGCGAAGAGGAGCAUGUGGAGAAUGACCCAAGGCAGCUGCCCGACGUGGCCUUGACAGGGAAGUGCACGCAGGAGUGUGACGAGUUCGGCCACUCCGACACCUGCUGGAUGCCCGUGCAGGUUUCGCCCCGGAGGCAUCCCGGCAACGAGCCGUCACGCCUGUCCACCUUUGCCUCACCCGGUGGCUGCAUGGGGGUCGGAGGUGACCGCAACAACAACAACGAGGACGACGAGGGCAGCGAGCCAGACGCGGACGACGAAGACGGAGAGGGUUCGGAGCGCGGCGGCUCGGGCGGACGGAGACCCGGCCUGCGCAGGCACGUCCGGGACACUCUGGCCAACGGAGACCCGCUGGGAGACCGCAACAGCAACGUCGGCGACCACAACCGCAACCUGCUCAACCGCAAAAUGACCUCGGCCUCCUACGACACGUUCAGCAGUGCCGGGUUCGGACGCAGCCGCCUGGAGGAGGAGGAACAGCGCACCCCGGAAGUCAUCCCGCUCACGCGGACCGGCGGCGACUACAAGACCACCUCCUGUCUCACACUCUCACGCAGAGAGGUGUACCUGUGAGCGCCCGGGAGAAGCAGAGAGGCAGACAGAAAGAUGAGAGAGAGAGAGAGAGAGAGAGAGAGAGAGAGAGAGAGAGAGUGUGAGUGGGAGAAAGACAAAGAAAGAGAAAAAAAGAAAGGUCCACUAACAUUGAUUUCCCUCAAAUUUGCAGGACCCUAAAAAAAUCAAAAUGGGUUAAACAUCUGUUAAAACAGGUGUAGCCCUGAAGCCAAAUAAAUCAGUGAAAUAGUCCAAUUGAACUUUCAUUUGAAUUAAAAUAAACUGAGAAUCCUUGUCUGAAACCCCCAACUGUGCAUCAUAAGGAUGAUGUGCUGCUUGGCCCAUCCCUGAGCAAAUGUGCUAAUCCCCCGCUCAUCCGGCCCUCUAGGGGCAGUUCUUGGAAUUGCAGCGGCGAAGAAAAGUUGGCGGUCUGUCAAGCACAUCCAUGUGUUCCAAAGACCAACAUUUUGAGCCAGUUUUUUCAGACCAGCAUGGACCUAUUCUCAAUGAGAUUGCACAGGAAAAAUCUGUUUAGGCUUAUCAGUCAAUGAAAAAAGGAGUCACUAAGACUGAAUUAUAUAUCACCUGUAGGUACUGUUAUCAACAAACACUGUUAUCAGAACAGGACAUUGUAAAAUGCCACUUGUAACAUCUAAUCUGUCUCUUAUAUGGGGUGAUUCCCCUCUGAACAGACAGUUUAGCCUUUCAGUUAAGAAACAGUUUCCAGGCAAUGGUGACAGUUGUCCCAUGUUUUCUUUUCUUUAAUCUCAAUGCAGUGAUGCGUAUUCACGCUUGUAUAGGUUCUUUCAUGUGUCUUAUUCUUCUUACUCUGACAUGUUCCUCUACACUCUCCACACAUAGACACACACUCACACAGACACACACACACACACAGACAUUUCUUAUAUGUGAACAGAUGCAUGUUAAUGCUCAUCUCCUCAUCGUGCAUACAUUUACAAACGGACACACAACUCUGUGUGUCAUGUGUAUGUUUGUGUGCUCAAGCCAAUGCUGUCCAACAUUGCUUUUAAGAUCACUACUGUAGCUGUAGCAUUUUUGCCUGCUUUAACUCAACCAGUUUAUAUAUAAAAAUAUGUAAAACAUUUAAACAUAUUUGAAUACCUAAUCAUUCUAACAAUACUACUGGGAAGGCAUUCUGAUGACUUUGUAGGUACAUCUAUACUAUAAUGUAUACAAGGAACCAACCGCAUUCCUUUCUAGUAGAGACCAUAGAUAAACCAAAUCUGUACAAUAGACACUGCAUGAUAAUAAGCAAAUGCUUAUUUGGUUAACGGGAAAAAAAACAAAAGAUUUUUUUUGUGAGGGAGGGGAUGCUAAGCCUUCUUUUCUCUGUGUGUGUGUGGCACUUGAGCCAAGGGAUGAGCCAAGGGGUAUUGGUGUGUAAAAUCUCUUUCACAAGCUGGACAGAGAGUGAUGGAGAGCAACCUUUGAUCUUGCGGCAAACGCUGGAUCAACCCAUGUACAGAGCUGGAGCAGCUCGCAAGGAUUAAAUUGCUGCAUUCAACACACAACAAUGGUUUAAAUGGCCGACACUGCUCAGACCUUAUCUACACCUCUCAGGUACCACGAGUCUGUUUGUGAGUUGUCAGUGAUGACCCACUUCUCCAGUGUGCUCUUAAUGCCACAAGGGAGGUUGCUCUCCCUCCCUGUCCAUGGGGGCUUCCUGGCCACUAGAGGGCACCCUUUUUGACACUUCCUCUUUCCCACACCUUGCCCCAUUCUCACCCAAGUAGACGCUCCCCUCUCCUCCACCCAACCUCCACCUCUAGCUAGUCAGAUCCUGAAUCUCCACACACUGUAAUAUGAAUGAAAUGGGAUCCAGAUUCACCAAAGAUUUUAGCAUGUUUUGUUUUCUCACAGUUCUCGUUUAAGUCUUUUUCAUCUACCUAAACAGCACUACCUGUGCACUCUUGACUCAUUGUUGUAUAGUUCUUAAAUGAGAAGAGACUUUCAAGUCUCAAUUUUGUUUUGUAUUUGUUUUUUUGAAAGCCAUGCUAAAACCGUUUGUGAAUCAAAACCUGCGCCAUAUUACUGUCUUCACGGGAGCAGCCUUCCUUGCUGAGGCUGGGGACUCCGUCCGGUCCCGCCACGCCAAAUCCCCACCGGCUCCUCCUGCUCUCCUGCGACCUUAAGGACCCACUGACCCAUUCCGGAGCCCUGGUGCUUCAGUGCCUGGACACGACUACAAAAACAAAACAAAAAACACAAGAGAAACGGAUUGAUGUAGAAAUCAUAAAGGGGGAAAAAAGACUACAGCACUAAUAAUGAUGCAGACUCAAUAGGAAUUGAAUUCCGCAUGAACUGAACCUGCAUUUUUUGUUUUGUGGAGAGACUCACUCCAGUUCUGCUCUGCAUUUUUUGUCUGUUUUUGGUAAACAGCAGAUUCUUUGGCUAUAUAAUAACUGCUGUUUUAAUGCAGUCUGUAAGUAUUCCUGUACAUUUUCGCGAGGGAGGGAGGCUCUGAACUGUGAACAUGAGGGGCAUCAGUGUGUGCUUGUGUGUGUGUGAAUGAACGUGAGAGACUACUUUUUUUCUACUGCAUGCUAUACCAACAAUUUCCAUUCGCAUAUACCAGUUCCCAUUCUGAUGGUGGGAGGAGGGGUAGAAGAGGACCAAUUUUCCUUUACACACACACACACACACACACACACACACACACACACUGCUCACAUGCACAUGAGCAGACACACACACACACACAUUUUUGUAUGGUGAACUCAUACCCAUUUCUGCCCACUCCUCCCAUUUAUUCCCACCUGCCAUAGUAGAACUACCUUGUAGAGAGAUGAAAUCUUUAACCAGAAAGGCAUGCUAAAAGGGUCUUCAGUCCUGCACUUAUAAUAAUUAAUAUUAAAUUGUAUUUUUUUUUCCUUUAUUCAGUUUUUAUGCUCAUGUGAGAGACUUUGUUACUCUCUUAGUGUAAUUAUGAGAUGAAUCGCAUUUGAUAUGAGGGAAAGAAGAGGGCAGUGAAAGGUUUGGUAUGUUACCUGUACAAGUUUGACUUUGACAUUAAAACUCCUGCAAACCUC